AUGACUGUCACACAAAACACUAAUUCGAAGCAUCCACCUUUCAAGCAGGUGGAGGCUACAAGACCAGAUCACGAACCAAAGCCAUGGAGGAUCACCAAGACGAAUGCCCCAGAGUGGAAGCAAGGUCUGGGAGCUUCUUCAAAAGAGUGGAGUGAGCACAAAAAGAUUGCCAUUGAUCCAAACUCCGAGACAAGAUCGCCUGUGGACAACUACAAAUUGUUUAUAUCCGCUAUCACACCGCGUCCCAUUGGGUUUAUCUCGACCGAGGGUAAAGAGGGAGGGCGUAACCUCGCUCCCUUUUCCUACUUUAAUGUGAUGAACAGCGACCCUCCCAUCUUCGCCUUGGGUUUUAGCGGAGGUAAAGAGAAGCCCAAAGAUACUCUCAAGAAUAUUCUUGAGACAGAGGAGCUCACUAUCAACAUCAUCAGCGAGUGGUUUAUUGAGGCCGCCAAUUUCUGUGCGGUUAACUCGCCAUAUGGUGUUGACGAGUGGAAGCUCAGUGGCUUGACACCGGCAGAGAGUACAGAGGUGAAACCACCGCAUGUAGCCGAGAGUGCUUUCAGUGUGGAGGCCAAACUUGUACACAGUCACGAAUGGAAGCUGAAGCGAAACGGCUUGGCUACGGGGGUGAUGUGUAUUGUUGAGGGUGUGAAGAUUCAUGUGCGUGAGGAUUUGCUCAACGAGGACCAGAAUAUUGUGGACACAGGCAAGUUGCAGCCGGUUGCGAGACUCGGCGGUAUAUCUUACGGCCGUGUCACCGAGGGCUUUGAACUACCACAACCCCUCAUCGGAACCGAGGUUGAUCCACAUAUAAAGGCAGCACCCCAGGCAUACGUCAAAUUAUUUCUCGUUAUCAAUUGUUCGACGUUUGUCAUGAAUCUGUUGUUACCAAUUGCGCCGAAGACGGUGAUGGACCAAGUCAAGGGCAGCGUUCCGAUGGACCUGAACCGGUUCAAGGACGCCGUUGCCCUUGAAAAUUCCAAAGAGCCGGGCUACUCAUCAAUCUACCGUAACAAGGCAGCGAUUGAUGGUUUGAUCAAUGUUCCGCACCCCGCUUUGACCACUUUGUAUGAAACGUUUGAAUGCUCCGCCUCUGUUUUUGCCGAUAGGAAGGCUAUUGGCGUUAGGCACAAACGCAGCGAUGGGCUGUAUGGACCUUACGAAUGGGAGACAUAUGCAGAGGUUUCUGCUAGAAAACGGAACUUUGGUGCUGGCCUUCUUUACUCAUUGCAAAACAAUUCCUUCAAGACACUGUCUCCCUCCCACCAGAAGAUAGACAGGCAUGAGGAGCUUGCAGCUGCUAACGAGAUGAGUUUCAUUCUCACUCAAUUCUCCCACAACAGAAAGGAGUGGCUCAUUGCUGAUUUGGCCAGUAUCAACUACUCCAUCACGAACACUUGUUUGUAUGAUACCUUGGGUCCAGACACGUCCCACUACAUUUUGGCUUUAACCGAAUCGCCAGUAGUGACCUGCUCGAAGGAUAAGAUUGAGAAAUUGAUCAAAAUCAAGAAAGAUCAUCCAGAGGACAUGCAGAAUUUGAUUUCUCUUAUCUCCAUGGACCCGCUCGAACCAAACGAAUUGCUUGAUCUCAAGAGAAAAGCCAUCAGUCAAAACAUCGAGUUAAGUCAGUUUACUGAUAUUGAGGAACUUGGCAAGAUUCACAAACGUCCAGACAUUCGGCCCACUCCUUCGACAAUUUAUACGAUCUCGUUCACUUCGGGUACGACCUCAAAUCCCAAGGGUGUUGUACUUUCAAACAGAAGUGCGGUCUCCGCCCUUACUUUCUGCUUAUCCAACGUGAAGAGUUCAAUGGUAAACCCACGAAGUUACAGCUUUUUACCACUUGCUCACAUUUUUGAAAGAAUGAGCAAUCAAGCUUCCUUCAUGGUGGGUGCCGAGAUCGGUAUGCCUCAAUCGCCUUCUCCAUUAACUCUUCUUGAUGAUGUCAUGCACUUGAAGCCCAAUGCAUUGAGCUUGGUGCCUCGUGUGUUGACAAAAUUGGAGGCUGCCCUCAAAGCGCAGACCAUCAAAAAUGACGAGAAACCUAUGUUGCAACGUUUGUUCACGAACGCCAUCAACAUAAAGAUGGAGAGGCAAGCCGCAGAGGAUGGGGCUGCUGGCCACCACUUGUUGUAUGACCGUUUGAUUGGUCUUCUCCGUAAGAAGAUUGGUUUCGAAAACAUCACUAACAUUGCCACUGGAUCUGCUCCAAUAUCCCCGAGACUGUUAAGUGUAUCUCAAGGUUACGGAUUGACAGAAUCCUUUGCUGGUGUAAGCAGUUCUUUGCAAUUCGAAGCGACUCCAGGCUCAUGUGGCCCUAUCUGUAUCACGACAGAAAUGAGGUUGAAAGACCUCCCAGAGAUGGGCUACACAGCUGAUGACUCCAUUGGUCCUCGCGGUGAAUUGUUAUUGAGAGGACCUCAAAUCUUUACUGAGUAUUACAAGAAUCCAGAGGAUACUAAGAAGGCUUUGGAUCCAGAUGGCUGGUUCCAUACUGGUGAUGUUGCCCGCGUCAACCCUCAGAAUGGUCGUCUCUACAUCAUUGAUCGUGUGAAGAAUUUUUUCAAAUUAGCUCAAGGUGAGUACAUCACUCCCGAGAAGAUUGAGAAUACCUACCUCUCGUGUUACCCCUUAACUACAGCUUUCUUUGCUCAUGGCGACUCUUUGAGGACCUACUUGGUGGGUAUUGUCGGAGUUGAUCCCGUGUCCAUCAAGCCCUGGUUGGCUUCAAGGUUCGGGUAUAAGGCAGCGGACCUCGAGGAUCAGGCGAAAUUGGUUAAGCUUUUGAACCAACGUGAAGUUAAAAGGAAAUUCUUGAUAGAAGCGAAUGGCUCGGUUUCUAAAUUAUUGCACGGCUUGGAAAAGUUGCAUAACAUAGAGAUUGGCAUUGAUCCCUUGAAGGUGGAAGAUGGUGUUGUCACACCAACCUUCAAAAUUAAGAGAGCCAAUUGCGGCAUCUUUUUCAAAGAGAGACUCGAGAAGCUUUACGAGGAAGGAUCAUUAAUCAAAAAUGAAAACUUGUAA
Candidozyma duobushaemuli is the source of this 3024-nucleotide messenger RNA. RefSeq lists its product as uncharacterized. The record is from RefSeq and is a predicted model, not a curated record. Gene Ontology annotation, cellular component: endoplasmic reticulum; membrane. NCBI's taxonomy places the organism in Eukaryota, Fungi, Ascomycota, Pichiomycetes, Serinales, Metschnikowiaceae. The transcript is spliced from 3 exons. Gene Ontology annotation, molecular function: long-chain fatty acid-CoA ligase activity; FMN binding. The coding region runs from base 1 to 3024 and encodes 1007 amino acids. Gene Ontology annotation, biological process: long-chain fatty acid metabolic process.